Molecule: messenger RNA, 1158 nt
Organism: Symbiodinium pilosum
Lineage: Eukaryota; Dinophyceae; Suessiales; Symbiodiniaceae
Source: the annotation of a GenBank genome assembly
AUGCUGGCAGUGGAGAAGAACAACGAGAAUAGGAGCCUGAAGACCAACCGGCUCUUCCCGACCCCGAACAAGCCGGACCCAAUGCCGCAGAAUCUGGCAUUCCUGUUCACCAAGAUCACGCCUGAGCAGAUGAUCUACAUGUGGAACGUGCUUACGGCCAUCUUUGCGUCGCAAGUUCUCAUGGUGAUUGCUUACUGCGGGGCCUUGGCUUGCUUCCCGGACUACUGGUGGACUUGCACGCUGUGCUUCGGCCUGCCUUUCUCGUACAUUGCCAUUCAGAACAUCUACAUCGACCACGACGUGAUGCAUGGGGCUACCUUCCCCGUCUAUGAGUGGCAGCGGUUCCUCACACAUCCCUUCUCGGAUUUUGUCUCCUUACCCUGGGAGGAGUUCGUCCUGGAGCACAACAGGCAUCAUGCGUCUACCGUGGACCUGUUGAUCCAGGGGGAGUUUGGCUGGGAUCCGGAGGAGUUCCACUACGCUCUGCAACAGUGGGCUGGGCCAUGGGGCUCCAACUGGUACAAGUACCUGCUGACAGUUCCGUUCAUCCCGGUCAUCCACUUCUUCGGUCUGAACGAUACCGGCUCCCUCUUUGCUCUGGAAUGGUGGAUGCACUUCCCAGAUGAGGGCGCAGGCGGCAAGUGCAACAAGGAGUUCUGGAGCAAGUGGGUUCCGCGCAGGAUCAAACACAACGCCUUCGUGCUCUCCCUGUGGGCCUGCGUGUGGCUGCUUGGCACCUACCCUCUGGGACGUCCCCUCAGCGAGGGUUGGAGAUUCAUGUUCACUGUGUCCUUCUUCGCGCGCAUCGGUUACUCUGCGGCUUGGAUGUUCAUCACGAACUUCACCCACAGUCUUCCUUGGAACGAGUUCCUCGCACAGGAUCCAGGCCGUACCUGGCCUGUGCUCCACAACGUGAUGGCCAUGGUGCUGGGUGGUAAGCACCGCUGGAACGAGAUGCUCUUCCACGAUGUCCACCAUGCUUUUCCUAACGCCGUCGGCACGCUGAGCCAGCGCGGCCGUUUCCAUGGCUGGGAGAAGGUGCACGACGCUGCUGCCGAGGUUCUCCACCGUGGUCUUUGGAAGCCCAAUGGUGAUGAGGAAACAGUCAUGCAGAAGACGCAGAAGAAGCGCUCCUUGAUGAUGAAGCAAGGCAAGUGA